UACAGAUUUGGACUGUAAAGGCACCCUUUAAAAUUAUGGACAGUCCUGAGGCACCCUUUAAAAUUAUGGACAGUCCUGAGGCACCCUAUAAAAUUAUGGACAGUCCUGAGGCACCCUAUAAAAUUAUGGCCAGUCCUGAGGAACACUAUAACAUUAUGGACAGUCCUGAGGCACCCUAUAACAUUAUGGACAGUCCUGAGGCACCCUAUAACAUUAUGGACAGUUCUGAGGCACCCUAUAAAAUUAUGAAAAGUCCUGGGGCACCCUAUAAAAUUAUGGACAGUCCUGGGGCACCCUAUAAAAUUAUGGACAGUCCUGAGGCACCCUAUAAAAUUAUGGACAGUCCUGGGGCACACUAUAAAAUUAUGGACAGUCCUGAGGCACCCUAUAAAAUUAUGGAAAGUCCUGAGGCACCCUUUAAAAUUAUGGACAGUCCUGAGGCACCCUAUAAAAUUAUGGACAGUCCUGAGGCACCCUAUAAAAUUAUGGACAGUCUUGAGGCACCCUAUAAAAUUAUGGACAGUCUUGAGGCACCCUAUAAAAUUAUGGACAGUCUUGAGGCACCCUAUAAAAUUAUUGACAGUCCUGAGGCACCCUAUAAAAUUAUGGAAAGUCCUGAGGCACCCUAUAAAAUUAUGGACAGUCCUGAGGCACCCUAUAAAAUUAUGGACAGUCCUGAGGCACCCUAUAAAAUUAUGGACAGU
Molecule: messenger RNA, 704 nt
Organism: Staurois parvus
Lineage: Eukaryota; Metazoa; Chordata; Amphibia; Anura; Ranidae
Source: the annotation of a GenBank genome assembly